AUGCCAACGCUUCAGCAAGCACAACCACCAGCCGGCCUCAGCACUCCGAACCAUCCCGAUCACCUGGCCUUUCGCGGUCUGGGGACUCGACAGGCUGGGACCCUUCCAAACCGCUCGAGGCGGCAUGAUGCAUUUGCUGGUGGCGGUGGACAAGUUCACCAAUGGAUAGAAGCACGGCCAAUCAAGAAGCUGGACGGGCCAAUAGCCGUCCGGUUCGUCAAGGAUAUCGCGGUGCACUACGGCAUGCCGAACAACAUCAUCACGGGUAAUGACACCAACUUCGCCAAGGGCGCGCUCUCACAAUACUGCUCCGUCUUCAGCAUCAGCCUCGACCUGGCUCCCGUGGCACACCCACAGUCCAACGGCCAGGUCAAGCGGGCCAACGGCCUCAUCCUAUCUGGCAUCAAGCCGCGGCUCGUCGAGCCGCUCAUCCGUUCACCCGGCAGCUGGCUUGACGAGUUGCCCGCCGUCCUCUGGACCGAAGCCAAAGAAGCCCGCGAAGACGGCGUCGACCUACUUGAAGAAGCACGCCUCUUGGCACUUAGUCGGUCAGCCAUCUAUCAGCAAGGCCUAAGGCACUACCAAAAUAAGAAGAUCAAGCCCCUCGCAUUUCGCGAGGGAGACCUCAUCUUCCGACUUGUCCAGCAGCAAGCCGACCAACACAAGUUGUCCUCCCCAUGGGAGGGCCCCUUCAUUGUCAGCAAGGCCUUGUGCGACCGCAACGCCUACCGCCUCAUCGACGCCCGCAAGUGA
Molecule: messenger RNA, 753 nt
Organism: Aegilops tauschii subsp. strangulata
Lineage: Eukaryota; Viridiplantae; Streptophyta; Magnoliopsida; Poales; Poaceae
Biological process (GO): DNA integration
Molecular function (GO): nucleic acid binding
Source: RefSeq, a predicted model, not a curated record